UUGACUUUGAAGUAACUAUUGAAAAAAAAAAACAGUUUUUGGUCCAUAUACGUCCUAAUAAAUAAAGAGAAUGAGAAGGCAAGUUGCUCCCGACGCAUCUGGUAAUUCUAUGGCCUCAUAUUCAAGUACAGUUGGCUUUAUUUUUAUUUUUAAUCUAAUUGUUGGAACUGGAGCUCUAACUCUACCUGCAGUGUUUGUUAAAGCAGGAUGGUGCCUAAGCCUUAUUGUAAUUUCGAUAUUGGCGCUUGUAAGUUAUAUGACAGUAACAUUUGUUAUUGAAUCUAUGGCUUGUUCGAAUGCCAUCCAGAUCUGGCAGAAUCUGCAAUUAUUGAGACGCCACAGAAAUUCAGUAGAUCUUGAUACUCAACAUUACAAUCAGCAUACUGAUGAUAGUCAUAAUGAUGUGCACAGCGAAGAACUUGAAACAAUGCCAUUAAACAUUGAAAAUGAAGAAUUUCAAUAUUAUCAACUGACUUACAAAUUUGAAUUGGCGGAAAUGGCCGCAUUAUUCUUCAGUGAAAUUGGCCGAACAUUAUUCUACCUGUGUUUCAUUAUUUAUCUCUAUGGUGAUUUAAGUAUUUAUUCAGCAGCAAUUGCGCGCACCUUACGCGACGUAAUUUGUGAUCACGGUGAUAAUACGAUUUCGAAUAAUCGCUCUGAUGUUAUGAUUUUCGGAUCUGAGGAUUUCAAACUUAGCGCAAACCGUACAUGCUGGGAAGAACACGUCAUAUCUCGACUGAGCAUGUACAGAAUAAUUCUAGUGUUUUUCACUUUAAUUGUUGGUCCUAUAGUGUCAUUAAGUAUUCAAAAAACUAAAUAUUUGCAAAUAUUUACCGCUGUCUUACGUUGGCUAGCAUUUACUUUUAUGAUAUGCAUUACAACAAAGAUGUUGAUUACAAGUGGACCUAAAGGACAUCCAGUGGCUGUGAACGUUUAUGGAAGUCCAUCAUUAUUUGGCGCUUGUGUCUACUCAUUUAUGUGCCAUCAUUCGUUGCCUAGUCUUUUAGCACCGCUUAGGAAUAAAGAAAAGGUUAUACAAAUUCUAUCGUUCGAUUAUAUAUUAAUAUGUGCAUUUUAUAUUGUUCUGGCAAUGACAGGAAUUUUUGCUUUUGAGCAUGUCGAUGAGCUUUAUACGCUUAAUUUUCUACCUUAUAAUGUGAAAUAUGAAGAUUUCCUAACGGGUUUACUUAUUGUAAUUAAUUAUUUCUUAUCGUUAUUUCCUGUGUUUGCUCUGUCAACCAGCUAUCCGGUCAUCGCAAUAACGCUUAAAAACAAUCUUAAGAUAUUGUUUCUAGACAUGACCCAAUACGAUUCAUAUCACAUUAUUACACGCUCAAUAUUCCCUCUACUAGCCAUUAUCCCGCCAUUUUGUGUGACGUAUUUUACGGAAAGUCUUUCAACUCUUGUGGCAUUUACAGGUACGUAUGCUGGCGCUGGAAUACAGUACAUAAUACCCGUUUGUCUAGUAUAUUUCUCCAGAUCCACUUGCUCUGAACUAUUGGGCUGUGGAAUAGUUAAUCAAUACCAAAGCCCAUUUAAAUCUAAGAUAUGGCUCGGGUUAGUUAUUCUUUGGUCAAUAAUAUGCGUGUCUCUAGUAACUAUAAAUUUACUGGGUUAAACAAAUCAACUCAUAUACCAUUUUUUUUAAAUGCACAUAUGUAUACACGCAUAUCAAUUUAUGUUUUAAUUCGGCUGUGUGAUUAAGAAAAUAUAUUUACAUAUAUAUACAUACAUACGUAAUUUAAGUUUUCGAAAGACAAUUUGUUAAGGACAGAUAUACAUACAUACAUACGAUAUACAUAUGUAAAACUUACAUU
This is a messenger RNA of Drosophila busckii, 1817 nucleotides long. Its product is annotated as transmembrane protein 104 homolog. The record is from RefSeq and is a predicted model, not a curated record. The transcript has 4 exons. NCBI's taxonomy places the organism in Eukaryota, Metazoa, Arthropoda, Insecta, Diptera, Drosophilidae. Bases 71 to 1618 code for a protein of 515 amino acids.